GAGAGGGGGAGAGAGAGCUAAAAAUGGAGAAAAAUAUAGCAGAUAAAAGAGUUGCGUUCUUCUGCUUCGCCAAAACUAGGCCCCAAAAAUGGCGAACCACACUUUCUCUCACUUUCCGCUUCCUUCUCGAAGCUUCUUCGCAAUCGCCGCCUAGCUUUCUCAAUCGCUUCAUUUCCGAGCUCAAUUUUUUUUGUUCUCUCACUGCUUCAAUGAUAAUGGGAAUGGUAUAUUGAAAUAGCAUCACUUAAAAUAGCUUUGUAUUGAUGGAAAGCUUUGGUGGGAAUGGGUUUUCGGUUGUUGGGCACAACAUAAGGAAGAAGAGGAGUGAUGCAUCUCGUAAAGCUCGCCUCAAUUCACACAUGCUUCUUCAGAGCAAUCAUUUUUUGCCGGCAUCAAUAGAGAUGUUUACCAAUGGAAGCCACAAUGAGGAACGGAACAAUGAGGAUAAAUCGGUUGCUUGUGAUGGAGUGAGAAGUGGGAACAAGCUUAAGAAGUUGAAACUCAAGGUUGGUGGUGUUACUCGCACAAUCCAUACCAAGUCCACAACUGAUUUCACCAGUGGGGAUUGCUCAUCCACCCAAGUAUCUUAUGUUUCCUUGACCGCUUUUGCCCCCCGAGAGAAGUCGCUUCAGGAUGACAUAAAUGGUACUCACACCUUUCCUUCAGAUAAGAGGAAAGGUUUUGGAGUUAAAUGGAAGAAUAUGUCAAAGAUUGAUUCUAGUUCCCAAAAGAAGCAUUCUUCAAGGGGAACUCCUGUGAAAUAUGAGCCUGUUCGCAAGAGCAAUCGAGUUCCUAAACGAAGAGUCUUGGAUGUUGGAUUCAACGAAGACGAUGAUGAUAAAGAUGAGGAAAUUCGGUACCUUGAGAGGCUUAAUGCUCCUAAAAAUCCAGACCAUAGUGAAAAUGGGAAGGAUUGCAAAAUCCAGAAAGAACACAGGCUUUUUAAGCCUCCAAAAAGUAUGGAUGGCUUGUACGAUGAUGCUGUUGGAAACUAUGGAUCACCAAGGCUGGCCAAAGAGUUCAGAAAGGUGUCAAGAUCGGAAAAAGAUUUUGAGGAUACAGACUAUGUGGAAGAAGAGCCAAUAUCUGAUGAGGAACCUGGACCUAGUGGAAAAAAGCUGAAAAGGGAAUCUCCUAAUCUGUACACCGAAGGAUGGAAGGAAUCAACCCCUAUUACACGUACCCGGGCCUCUGCUGCUUCUGUUGACCUUUCAAAUUGUUUACUUUCUUCCAAUUCUAGAAGAAAGGAGAAACUAUCUGAAAUGGACCUACAGCUGAAGAAGGCCGAGGCCGCUCAGAGACGUAGAAUGCAGUCAGAGAAGAUGGCUCGGGAGGCUGAGGCCGAGGCAAUCAGAAAGAUACUUGGUCAAGAUUCUGGAAGGAAAAAAAGGGAAGAGAAAAUGAAGAAGCAGAGGGAUGAAUUGUUACAGAGUAGGGCUGCUAAUUCCCUCACACUUGCAUUAAACACUAUUAGGUGGGUCAAUAGUCCCACUGGAACCAUCGUUACGUUUUCGGAAGAUAUGGGCCUGCCAAGUAUAUUCAAUCCAGUUCCCUGCAGUUACCCUCCUCCAAGGGAAAAAUGCGCCAGUCCGAACUGCACAAACGUGUACAGGUACCGUGAUUCCAAAUUGAAUCUGCCUCUCUGCAGCCUGCAAUGCUACAAAGCCAUACAAAAGAAUGUGCAGCCUCUUGUUACCCUCUGACGGCCGUUCAGUUCUUCUCCGAUCGUCUCUGCAAAACAUGGAACAACCAGUUUAUAUGUCUGGUGCUGUAUGUCUUGAAAAAUUGUACAUCCUGAAACUAGUCAUAUGGAAAACCUAAAUCAUAUGAUCGUGUCAGAUUGUUGCUGGUAAAAUUGUUAGGGCAGGGGAACCAGGAAUGUGCCUAAGACGAUUAGUCGGAUAUGGUUUGUACUGUCUUAUUUUGCUGGGAAAGUCCUACGCCUACCAAAGUGGAAUAUCGCCAAUGUCAUUCAACUAUUCAUUUUGGCAUUCGCCUUUUGUGAAUCUUGCACUUUUUAGG
Messenger RNA from Morus notabilis, 2022 nucleotides. RefSeq lists its product as uncharacterized. Gene Ontology annotation, biological process: chromatin remodeling. The transcript is spliced from 7 exons. Lineage: Eukaryota; Viridiplantae; Streptophyta; Magnoliopsida; Rosales; Moraceae. The record is from RefSeq and is a predicted model, not a curated record. Bases 264 to 1703 code for a protein of 479 amino acids. Gene Ontology annotation, cellular component: Ino80 complex.